CACAACCCCUCUUCCCAUCCUUGUCUUCACGUGACAGCGUUUCUUAUUUACAGACAUAUUGGCCCCACAUUAUCUGUACACUUUUCGCCGUGGGCAAAACAUUCAUAACACGGGGACAAAGAGCUGAACGUAUGUGUUAUUUUUAGCGGAGGCGGAGCGCGGAUGCUUGACGGCCUGGAUGCGAGUGUGUCAAACAGCAGGUGGAGACUGACUGCUGGAGGAAACCGAACCGACCACAAUGUAAAGCGCGUUUAAUGAGGACGAGAUAAAAUAUCAGUGACCCGAUCAGCUCUGAAUGCGUGGGACGUGAUAUUGCAAACCAUGGUGGACCCACUGGAACCUGACGACCAGAGUAAAUUCAGAGGGCCUCAGAUUGAAACCCCCGCUGCAGCCUCUGAAGCCCCUUGUCUACCUGAGCCAGGUGAUGAUAGAGAGAAUAAUGUUAGUGUGGAUCCCUGCCCACAAACAGAGCUCAAUACUGAGUCCGUACUGAGCUGUCAGGAGCCAUGCCAGCCACAAACCAGUCAACCAGAAGAGCUAAAACUGCAUUUGGACCUUUACAAUUUUGAUUCGCCAGCUGCAGAAGGCAGCCGGUAUGUACUAACAAGCCCUCGCUCACUUGAGGCAUGUGCACGUUGUGGAGUGAAACCGGUAGAGCUUCUGUCACGACCACUGUCGGAUUUUGCCCGUGAGGCUCCAGGCCGCAGCAUGCGCGUCGCCACAGGAAUGUUUGAGAUAUAUGAAAGAGAUAGACACGCUAAACUUCGUCACUGCAGAGAAGAGAGAGAACGGAUUAUCAGAGAGGAGAAGAGACGGAUUUUGCAGGCUGCUCUGAACAAUAAUAGUAGUCCACUGGCUUCAGAGAAGUCACCGCAAACUGUAAAUGAUGAAUUGUCUCAGGAGAACAAUAACAGUUUAACUAAUUCUAUCCCAGUCCCAAAACAGUCAAUUGCUUGCAUUGGUGUACCCAAAAAGCAAGCAGCAACACCUAAAAGCACAACACAAGGAUCGGGAAAGUUGUCCACAAACGUGUCCACCUCCAGCUCUCCUCCUGUCACUAAAGCUAGUCCACUUAACUCUGCUAAUACUGUUAAAGUAACUUCAGCAAAAAAGUCUAAAUCCUUUGAAGCAGAAUCUGAGAGAAAACCUCAAGGACCAAAGCCUUUAGCAAUCCAAAAGCCAUUGCAUUCAGCUUCAGCAGGUCAAGGUCCAAAGAAAGUCUCCAGUACUCCAACAAAAACUGCAAAUACUUUCCCCAGAUCAGUACCUAAACCAUCUUCUUUUCCAAGGACACCAACCUCACUUGCUCCAAUAGUGUCAAAAUCUGCUAUCCAGAGUCCAGCCAAUGACAUCAAAAGUUCAUUUGCACAACACAACGGACACGCUAUUUCCAAAUCAAAGGUUAGAUGCAGAAGCCACUCUUUGGAGUCUUUGCAAAGGAGGCGUGAAGCAUUUUGCUCCUCUACUGCUUCAACCACUAACACCACAACUACCACUUGUACCUCAUCAGAAUCCGCGUCUUCGUCCUAUAGCUGGGAAGGGACAAGAGAUCACUGGGCUAAGACAUCAAGCCCUCGUGCCCGCACUUUAGCUACCUUUAACUCACUGAUGGGUCGCAGUCUGAGCUUGGGAGACCUUAGUCACUCUCCACAGACAACGCAAAAAGUGGAACGCAUUGUAAAGGAGGUAAAACGCAGGGGACUUAAAGCUGUCCCAGAACGUGACCGAAAGAUUGCUGCAUUGAUGCUAGCCAGGUACCAAGAGGAGGACAUUAUGAGCCAGACACGCUACGUAGCACACCUGCAAUGGGACAGUGAACGGCGACUAGAGGAGCUGCGUCGAGAACGUGAAGAACGGGAGAAACAGAGAGCUGUGCAACAGUGUCAGCGCGCAUGGCAGUCACAAGUUUCUACCCGGCAGCGCUGGCUUAAUCAGCAGGAGCGAGUGGCUGCAGAAGCGAAACUUCGUCAAGUGGUGGAAAGUGAGGAACGUUGGCGCGAGCUGGCUGAGCAACAAGAGCGCAGCAGACUGCAGAAACUGCAACAAGCAGCUCGUGAGGAGAGACACAAGAAAGCGCUACAAGAACAGAACCUCAAAGCUCUGGAGGAAGAGCGAGCAGCCAUACUUGAGCAGGAGAAGCUUCUUCUGAAGGAGAAACUGACCAUUGCUGAGCUGAAGCGGCAGGAGCGGGAGCACCAAAGUCAAGAGGAGCGUCGCGGACUCAACCGCGCUGAGAAGAGGCGGCAUGCAGCUCUCAUCCAAGAGAUUGCGCGACGUGAAGCGGACGAACGGGAAGAAGCAAGGAGGUCCGCAGAAGAGAAGCUGAGCAGGUCUCUGGAGAACUACGAACAGAUACAGGAACGCCGUGGGCAAGAGAUAAAGGAGAAGGCUAAGCGAGAAGAGAAGCAGAUCCAGAAGGCACGACGGGCCGCUGAGCUACGUGAACAGCAGCAGAAGGAACAGACAGAGGCAAAGGCUCGUGAGGCCCAAAAACGAGCACAGCAAGCAAUACAAAUAGCUGAAGAACGGGCACGGGAGAAGGCCCAGCGUGCAGUGCUGAGCAGGCAGGAAAAGGAACGACUUCAAAGACUUAACCGUCAACGUGUAGAGGAGGAGGAGAAACAGCGGCGGUUAGAAUUGUUGCAGUCCAUAGAGCGCAAACUGGAAAAAAGCGAACAGAUUUUCAGAGAAAAGCGUGCAGUGUUGGAAAGCGCCAGAUCGGUGGCACGUGCCUCUUUCCACGUGCGAGACCGUGUUCGGGAAGAAACUAAUAUGCGCACAUUUGACAAGAUGGCCCUGGAAGCACAGUUAAAAGCAAGUUUGGUUGAGAAGUGAGCCCUUCAGCUGUGCAUCUUUUGCUUUCUAAAUGCACAUGUGUUUAGAAGUAAGCUGUGCUUGAGCCUACAUACUAGUCUCAUCACUAAACUACAACAAAAUUGAUGGACUUGCCCUCACCAACUUCAUAUAUUUAUUUCUUUACUCAUGAUGCUGCAUCAUUUUUAUCAUGACAUUUAAAGAAAUAUUUUUAUGUAUUUGUAUUAUUUAAAAGUUAAUCAAAGAACUUUCUAUGAUGUUUGGAUGGUCAAAUGUUGGACAUGUUCGUUUUUUUGCAACUUGGCUGGCUUGUUGCAUUGAGAACUGUACAUAAAGAGGUCAUUGUUUACAAGCAAGCUUGGCAUUAUGACAACAGUGAUGGCUUUAUUUCUUAGAGGACAUAAAGAAGGAAAGGGGACGGAAAUCUUUUAUAAGAGUAAAUUAUUUUUAUGGAGACUCUAGUUUAAGGAAUUUAUGCUGCAGUAGGGUCAUCACUGACAUAAACUCUAGUGAAAUGCCGACAAAGCAUUACAGCCUAGAGUAAGGACAUGUCAACAAAUGAUCUCAGCACAGUGUAACUGCUGAUGAAGCACAGAAGUCUUUGGUCAGCAACAGAACCGAAUCAGUUCUCAAAAUCACAAUGACGUCCCCUGCAUUCCUUCAGGAUUGGGAGUGAAGAAGAUGUUGACAUCCGAGGGCUGAUUUAGUUAAAUAAUUCCUCGGAGGCUGCAAGAGACAUUUCACUUUAAUCACAAGCCCUUAUUUCCUUUGUGACAAUGACUCAGCUAAGCAUGACGUACUUUGACGUGUUAAUAAACACUGAAGCCAUUUUACCAGCACCAUAUCCAAAAACCUACCAACACUACAUAGAACAGCAUUAAACCCCUCAAAAAGUCUAUAUUACAGGUUAAAUUUAAUAUGCUUUUAAAUGAAUUAAACAGUGGUGCUGAUUACUCAUUAUGGAGAAGUCCUAUACAUGUGAAGAUUUCAUAUUCCAAUGUUAUAUAGAUUGACAACAGAGGCUUAAUGUAAACUUGUGAAUCAUUACAAGACUUAAAUCUCCCAACGUGACAGAGUAGCUACAGGUUUAUAACAUUUCAAUUUGUUAAAAUUUACAAGAUUAACCUCACUUGUAAAGGUCUUAUGCAAUGUUUCUGCAUAUUGAUUUUAGCUGUAAAAGUUGCCAGCCAUGUUAUGACGAUGAUUGUAGCAUUCAAAAUAAGAAUAUAAAAGGGUAUCUUAUCAAUUUAAAUUUUUGGCUUAGUAACUCUCUUUGUAAGUUACUGUAUGAUUAUUAUUAAAUACUGUUUUCUGUAA
Messenger RNA from Misgurnus anguillicaudatus (oriental weatherfish), 4131 nucleotides. RefSeq names its product coiled-coil domain-containing protein 177. The record is from RefSeq and is a predicted model, not a curated record. Lineage: Eukaryota; Metazoa; Chordata; Actinopteri; Cypriniformes; Cobitidae.